Molecule: messenger RNA, 1414 nt
Organism: Thamnophis sirtalis
Lineage: Eukaryota; Metazoa; Chordata; Lepidosauria; Squamata; Natricidae
Source: RefSeq, a predicted model, not a curated record
AUGGUUUCUUCUAUGACCAACAGGAAGACUUCAUUGAAAGGCCUAUUUCUAGCCACUGUGCUGCUGGCUAAUAUGUUCCUUUCAAGGAAGUGUGUGACAUCUUCACCCAUUUGCCCUAAUGGGUCUGACAAUUGCCAGGUUUCUCUUGGGGACCUUUUUGACCGGGCUGUUAAACUAUCGCAUUAUAUCCACUCUCUGUCUGCUGAAAUAUUCAAUGAGUUUGAUGAACGCUAUGCUCAGGGCCGGGGUUUCAUUGCAAAGGCCGUUAACAGCUGCCAUACUUCUUCCCUAACCACUCCUGAAGAUAAAGAACAAGCUCAGCAGAUACAUCACGAGGACCUACUAAAUCUAGUUUUGAGUGUGCUCCGUUCCUGGAAUGACCCCUUAUUGCACCUGGUCUCUGAAGUUGAACGAAUCAAGGAAGCUCCUGAUACCAUUCUCUGGAAGGCCAUGGAGAUUGAGGAGCAAAAUAAACGACUUCUUGAGGGGAUGGAGAGAAUAGUUGGACGGGUGAGUCAAAAAAGAAUAAUCCUCUGAAGUCCUUCCAGCUUCAUAACACUAUUCAAAAUGUAUAAAAUGAGACAGAUUUUUUGUUGUUGUUUGUUUGGAUUAAAAUGCUUCAAAGAAAGAAAGAAAGAAGUUAAAAGUGUCAGCAAAACCUUUCAGAUCUGGAGAUCUGUUUGGCAUGUAUAAGAAGUAGCAAAAUAUCUUGUUCUUUACUAAUAAAAAAGUUACGAAGUGCCAAACAACAAAGCAUAAAGCUGAUCUUGUAAUUUUUUUUCUUAACACUAAGAAAAGGACACGGCCCAACCUAAACUGAGAAUCAGCAAACAGGGUAGGAAAACUUUUAUCUUGCCCCUACCUUAUAUUUUAUAAAAUUAACAUUGUUCUGCUGCACAUGAAAGUGCUGAAAAAAUAAUAAUAUUCAUUGAUACCAUUUUUUUUCUUUUUAACAUUUCCUUGCAGAGGGAAUUUAAUCUUCUUCUUGCCCUCUACACAGGCUGAGACUAGAAAAAAAGCCGUUUACAAAAAAACCCCUCAAAAUCAGCUGCACAUUACAAACUUCAUAUGUCAUUUAGUUAGUUUGAAAGCACAUUUUUAACAUAUGUACGUAUGUGCCUUAGAAAAGUAAUAGAAUGAGCAAGACUGUGCCAUGAAGGAAGAUAAUAAAUAAAAGUUGUUGCAUAUCUAGUUAGUACAUACUUUGUACAUUAAAAGUGUUAAGCUAACGUUCUUUCUUUCCACGCUUGUUUGAACCAAGAAUGUUUCUGAAUUCUCUUUAUUAAUUUAUUAUCUUAAUUUCUACUGUGUCAUAUUCAAAAUUGACUGUGAAAAUGAAGGACAGUAAUUGAAAGCAAACACAUCAAAAUAGGCACCAGUAUUUCUAAGCAAUUUUAAGGUGCAUGACAGUGGU